GUUCUACUUACAGUCACAACUGGCCACUACGCACGGCUGUGACGGGCUCGGAAGAAUAAAUGUGCGACUAGAGGUGUGUUAACAGGCUUUGCGUCGUCAGAUAUUAACAAACAAAAUGGAAGAAAAUAGGCGGAAGCAGAGAGUGGAGUUGCUGUCCUCGGAUGGAGAAGUCAUUAUUAUUGAUAGGAAAAUCGCCAAUCGAUUCGCAAGAAUUAGAGAUUUCCUAGGAGCUAAUGAUUGUCUGUACGUUCCGAAUAUAAGAUCUUUUAUUUUGCGGAAGGUGCUGACCUGGUCAUUCUACCAUAAAAAUGAUCCCGGGCUCAAGAGCGAUAGCGAAAGCACAUGGUGGUACACAGAAUUCUUCAAUGUGGACCAGACCAUUCUAUUGGAACUGAUGGAGACAGCCGACUUCCUGGACAUGAGGAGUCUGUUCAAUGUAGCCCAGGGGCUAAGGAGAAACGAGUAACUUCUAUGUAUGUACAUAGGGGAAUGGAUUACAGGAGCCACGAAUACAAAAUAAAGUAAUAAAUGGUGCUGAAGAUAGUCAUAAG
Molecule: messenger RNA, 551 nt
Organism: Drosophila pseudoobscura
Lineage: Eukaryota; Metazoa; Arthropoda; Insecta; Diptera; Drosophilidae
Product: E3 ubiquitin ligase complex SCF subunit sconC-like
Exons: 2
Coding region: 116-466 (116 amino acids)
Biological process (GO): SCF-dependent proteasomal ubiquitin-dependent protein catabolic process
Cellular component (GO): cytoplasm; nucleus
Molecular function (GO): cullin family protein binding
Source: RefSeq, a predicted model, not a curated record